Messenger RNA from Austrofundulus limnaeus, 5374 nucleotides. RefSeq names its product UV radiation resistance associated gene (gene uvrag). Lineage: Eukaryota; Metazoa; Chordata; Actinopteri; Cyprinodontiformes; Rivulidae. Gene Ontology annotation, cellular component: endosome; lytic vacuole. Gene Ontology annotation, biological process: SNARE complex assembly. The record is from RefSeq and is a predicted model, not a curated record. Gene Ontology annotation, molecular function: SNARE binding.
CGGAUUUCCGAACUAAUGUCUGUAGUUUGUUUACCUACCUCCGGUUAGCUGACAGCUGUUGUAGAGCUUUACUCACACUCUUGCAUGGUCGCGGGCAGCGUUUGGAGCUUUCAUCUCAGCGUGGCGCACGUCGAGCAUGGGAUGUUUUUGUUGAAUGAAGCGGGGACUCGCUUGAUGCCGACAGGAGGAUGAACUCCAUCAGCGGUCGGGUCCUCCUUGCUGUCCCCGCCGCCUCUGUCACAAACUCUGGAGCUUCAUCCUCCAGAGCCUUGCACGUAGAGCUCACAUCACAGCAGAGACGAUUACGUCACCUUCGGAGCAUCGCUGCCAGGAACAUCGUCAACAGGAAUGGUUCUCCUCUGCUGGACACUUACUUCACCCUCCACCUCUGUGUAGGAGACCGCAUUUCUAGAGAUUUUUACAAGAGUGAAGUCAUUUGCGACUCACUGAACCCCACUUGGCGGAGCCUGGAUUUUGGCAUGCUCCCAGACCUUCUGGAUACUUCAGUGUCUUGUUUUGUGGUGAGGAUCUGGGGUGGACAGAAGGAACAGUACCAGCUCCUGAUUGAAUGGAAGGUCAAUUUGGAUGGCCUGAGAUACACAGGACAGCAGAUUCGAUCCAGAAGUCCAAAUGAGAUCAUAUUUGGAUUGAAUGAUGGCUACUAUGCAGCUGAUAUUGAUCUUAAGGAUCAGUCAGAGCGGAGGAAUUAUACUCAGCUUCAGGUCGACCAGAGUUCAGUCAGGAAUUCCUACAGUGUUUUCUCUUUGCUCAGGCUUCACACAGCUCAGCGAGCCAUCAAACAGACGCAAGUGACUGUUCAGAGAAUUGGGAAGGAGAUUGAGGAGAAACUAAGGACAACAGCGACUUGCACUGAGCGGAAAAAAGAACGGGAGUGCAUGCAGCUGCGAAUCGCCGUGCUCCGUAGUGAGCUGCAGCGGCAGAGGAAGGCUCUGGGCAGGGAAAUGGACAUUCAACACAAGGAGAGGACACAGCUACAGAAGAAAGAAGAAGGAUUUUCUGCUCAACACGAAAGUCUACAGGAGGAGAAAGAAUCCUUAACAACGUUGCAAAAGGAAUGCACUGCCAAGAGAGAGCAGUUCCUUAAGUCUAAUGCCCAGCUCACCUUCCGCUGUCGUCAGCUCCUCUCUGAACUUUCCUACAUCUACCCCAUCGACAUGGUCAAUCAGUCAGAUUAUGUCAUCUGUGGAGUGAAGCUGCCAAACUCGGAAGAAUUUCAAGCAAAAGACGACGGGAGUGUGGCGGUUGCCCUGGGUUACACGGCACACCUGGUCCUGAUGAUCUCGUGUUUCCUUCAGAUCCCUCUUCGGUAUCCGGUGAUCCACAAAGGUUCACGUUCUUCCAUCAAGGACACAAUCACUGACAGACUCACUGAGAAGGAGAGAGACUGAGAUAUCAGCAUGGUUUGGCAACGCCAGACCUGCAGCAGACACUACCCAACCUGAAGAACUUCCUGGAACAUGGUCUGAUGGUGCGAUGUGACCGACAUCACGUUUCCAGUUCUAUCCCAGUGCCCAUAAAGCCCCAGCUGAGUGUUUCUGCAGCGUCAGAGAUGGAUUACCCUUACAACAACAGCUCUCCAGAGCGAAGUGUGAGGAAACGGGCGAGCUCGGAGGAUGAAGCACAACUUAAAAGCAAGUUAACGCCUCCUCAGAGCAACGCUGGAGCCACUGGUGAACAGCAGCCUCCCGUUAACCUGACCCCGCCCAAACAGCUGUCCUCCUCACUGGAUCCCAGCAUGGCCUCACAUAAUGUCACCACAAUGACUGAGGCCAGUAAGGCUGGAGACCAGGAGGAGGACAUGGAGGAGUGUGGGGGGACAGCCAUGAAAGAGGAGGAAGGCAAAGUUGUUAAAGAGACUGAAGCAGAUGAGGAUGACGCUAAAGAGCAGCCAACCAGCAGCACCGGUGCGUCCAGUUCAUUCACCAAACAGGACGUCAGCAACGAAACCGUGUCGGCCAUCCAGCACAUGAAUGGUUCAUUAGUACCAGGACAGCCSCCUGUUAGUCUAGUCCCAGGGCUUCAGUGCUCUGUCGAACAGGCUGAAGAGAUCAUGGGCACAGAGGCCACAGGGAUAGGCCUGGGGGUGGGGCUAGCGGGCGAGGCCCAACUGGAAGACUACCAGUGCAUCCCCGUGGACCACGCCGUGGCUGUGGAGUGCGARGAACAGGUGCUGGGUGAGCUGGCCGUCUUUGAGGAGUUCUCCAGGCGCAUCUAUGCACUAAACGAGAACACAUCCAGCUUCCGCAUGCCACGCAAGAACUCUGACAAGUGAGCCCGAGGGUCUGAGGAGAGAAAAAAAAAGUUUUGGAAAAACUCACAGUUCAAUUCAGACAAAUGCAAGGCAGGGAGAGAAACUGAGAUGUAAGAGGUGUGGUCUUCACUCCUCAACUGCUCCGAAGCUCUGAAGGCCAAAGAGCUGUUCCUCAACAACCAAUUUGCACUUAUUGUAAACAUUUCCGUAGUAAUCUUGUUCAUAAAUGAUCAAAAGUGUAAGUUCUGGGACAGUAAAGGUAGGAUCUCACUGAACUGCAAUUGUUGGUGACUCAAAAUUGCAAGAAAACAGCUUGCAAAUCUUUAUUCCAUUGCCGACCUCCAUCCACACAUUUAUAAUUGAAUUUACAGAAGUACAAUUUUGAAAUGGACAUCUUUUCUUUCAGGGGCAGCUCCCAUGCAGGUGUCAAAAUAUAGCCUUAGUGUUCUUGAGACAAUUACACUGCAACUAUUUUCAAAGAAAGUAUGUAGGACAAAAUAUAAUGAAGUUAAAGAUUCAGACAACAAGGCUGGACCUCUGCAACUGAUGAGGAAAUUGGGAAAAUUGAGUUUCAGGACAUGUUGAAGACUUAACUGCUCACCAACCAUUGUAAAUCAGUGACACUUACCUGACACUUUAAUUUUCCUAAUGAUCCUUUUUUUUGAUGAUGAUUAUGUUUUUCAAAACACAAGACAGCACUUCCAUGKAAUUUGAUAUCAUUAAUGGCUUCAGUUGGGGUUUAAAGAGGUAUUCCUGUCACUUUUAAUUAUUGAUUUAUGGAAAAGUCAUGAGCAYUUAUACUUGCUGUUGUAGAUAGCUCCUUGAACAGUCUCAGCUUAGAUAAUCAGAACUAAAUUAUGCCAGUAAAGUGGAUUGCUGCCAUUUAAAAACUGUUCCAGACUUCACUACUUCAUAGUGGUUCAUUGACCUUAACAUUGCCYUUUGUUUUUCAGUACAUGUUUUCUUAAACUGUGUGGUUAUUUGCCAGUAAAAGCAGCUAUAACAGCAGUUAGUUAAUGGUAAAUAAUGGUGACUUUGCUCAGAUACACUUCAAAAUCUGAUGGCUGAAGCUCUUAUCUUGUAAAUUUCAUAGCAGCUUAACAUUUAUUCAUUUUGACUUUUACAUUGUCAUUAGUUUUGUGUUACACGRUUAUUCCAGCAGAAGUAUUAUGAUAAUACCUCAGAAAGUCAAACYUCACAACAAGGAAGUGCUGCUCCAAUUUGCACUUGCAAUCCACAACCAAAUUUUUUAUGCAUUAGCAGUCUUCAGAAUCGUUGUUAGCUCGACUUAACCUGUUUCUCUAAACUGGAAUCAUUCAAAGAGCUARCUACAACAGGUAAGAUAUUAUUACUCAUACCUUUUGCACAGAACCUCACUUCAAACUGAACAAAAUAGCCCUUUAGGAAUCCCAGGUGAAAGGUCUAGGUGACAUUACAGAGACUGRGUGUGACUUGUUGCUCAGACGAGGGGCACAGCAUCCCAUCCUAAACUGCAUUUAGAACUUCUGUCUAAACCCAAAGUGGAGUUCUGCACAUUCUGUUUGACAUGUUUCUCCUCAUUAGUGCACUGAAAGUUAUUUUUGAAGCAGGCUGUCCCAGUGCUUCUACCUUUUGAGUGCAGAUCAUGAUUCCAGCGCCGUCGUUCAGGAUAAAUGUCAGUGGAUGUGUGCAGGAGCAAACGCACUUCGAUGUGAAGUAGAAGUGUGCACUUCACAGCAGCAUGCUAACAAAGUCGCUCUAUCACAGGAAACACAGCCCCACCUAUGAGCUUUGCAGACGUUCUGUUCUCACAAAAGUGAGGUGGAGGCRACAAACACGAGUCUGUUCGGAGAAACCUCUUCACUGUGACAGACUUUUCUCUUCACAAGUUUCUCCUUCAGGUCCUAAAAUGACACGCYACAAGUCGGACUUCACAGCAAAUGGCAGGGAUACAGUGCAAUUGUUCUGUUUUUGUUUGGCUUUCUUGUUUUGUUUUGUUUUGUUUUUUAACUGUAUGAAAAUUAAUUUUACUCCUAACAUCCACCUCCAGUUGACCAAGAUUCUUUUUAUUAUGUGUCUCUCAGGCGUCCCUCUAACUGUUGAUAGACCCCCAAUGCUUGAUUUUUGUCUCAUCUGUCCUGAACACUUUUUUGCACUGGUAUUCAGUUGUUGCUUUGUGUGUUACUACAAGUGAGUUCAAACAAAAAAAAAGUUUUAUUUCAUCAAAACAAGGGUGGCAAUACGUAAUACAGACUGCUGUGUACCAUAUAUUGUACAAUCCCAGUAAGUACCCAGUAAGAAACAACACCUUGUAUUAAAUCACUAGAUUCUAUAAGGGAAGAUAGAAGUUAAAGCCAGAGAUGUCACAGUGUCCUCACAGGUUGGUCCCAUUACAAGUUUUCAGUCUUGCCCUUCUAUGUAAGCAAAUACAUCUUAACUAUUAGAAGGGACAAAGAACAAGUCAUAUAUUUUUGAAGGUAUUGACUCUUGAGUCAUAAAGUUCAUCCCUUGCUGCUGUAUGGUCAAACAUAUUUAUUUCUAAUAAGAUUAGCUUUAAUUAGGAAUUUUAUGUUUAGGCCAAAGCUUGUGUCAUGAUUGUGUGAGGGGGAGUUGUUGGAACUUAAAGCCCAACAUCACUAGUGCAUAGAUGUCAGCUCCUAAAACACAACAUGGUAGACUCUGUGAACUUCCUCCUGCUGAUUUCAUCUUCCAACAAGAGAAAGCAGGAACACUAGUAUAUUGUACAUGGCUAUGGUAAGUAAGUACUUGGUACGUAUCCUUUACAUACUGGAUACAAACCAGGCUGUAUUAUGUAUUGCUACCAGAACAUGGACUCAUUCAUAAAGACAGUUAACUCUUGGCCUGAUGUCAAACCCACUGGAGGGGUCUGAACUCAGACAGUUGUUUUGAUCACAUGACCUGAUAAACCUAGACUUCAUCAGUCCACUAAGUGUUCCAGAUCCUSUAACAUGGUUGCUGAUUGUUUGGAAAUAUUGAAUUUAAAAUUUAAAGAUGAACCAUGUUAGAUAAUUUCCAUAAACUGCUAUAUACAUCAACAAGUGACCAUGUACAUAUACUUUUGUAUGGAUACAUUUUUAGUUAUUAAAGACUUACAGUUCAAUG